Messenger RNA from Gadus morhua (Atlantic cod), 5736 nucleotides. It is a transcript of the gene znf652, whose product is annotated as zinc finger protein 652. Bases 780 to 2933 code for a protein of 717 amino acids. The transcript is spliced from 6 exons. Gene Ontology annotation, biological process: regulation of transcription by RNA polymerase II. Gene Ontology annotation, molecular function: DNA-binding transcription factor activity; RNA polymerase II cis-regulatory region sequence-specific DNA binding. Lineage: Eukaryota; Metazoa; Chordata; Actinopteri; Gadiformes; Gadidae. The record is from RefSeq and is a predicted model, not a curated record.
AUGUGCGCGGGACGUUGGUACGCGCGAGACCUGGGCCACGUAGCGAUGGCUUUACAGCGGUCUAGAGAAUCGCAGGUACGAGUGUAUUUAUGUAGAAUACAGUAUAAGUGCCUUGUAAACUAAUCAUAGAAGUAGCAUUGUCAAUGCACUUUAUGCCGAACGGAAAGGCUCGUGCGUUACACUGAAUCUGUGCAACUCUGAUUGCAUGCAUGCAAGAAGGAGGGCGCUCGCGACGAAGGUAAAGCAGAAAAUGGACACAAACCUGUUUACAAGUUAUUUCGGAUAUUUACACGUGACAAUCAGAAAUGAUGCAAGCGAAAGCCGUGGAAUGCAAAUCCCGAAUGGUUCAUGAAUGACAACAAGUGGUUCGGAAGUUUAUUAAGCCUAUACAUACAGCUGGAUAUACAUACAGACAGGAUUUAUUAAGGAAUAAUAAACUCUUUAAGAGCAACUUGCCUAGAAAAGCCUUCCUUCAAAUAUUGUGAUGCUUUGGAGAUGAUUGACUUGGACUUUGCCCUCCGAUUGUUGGGCCAAUCGAAGAAAACCUGGAACAGAUUCUAUGUCGUUCCAACAGUGUUUCUUGCCUCCAACGACCUGGACGCCCUGUUUGAGUCGGGUUGAACAGCCCUCAACUUCCGUUCCAUCUCUUCGCUAGCGGGAGGGGUGGGGGACUGCUGUGCUUCCCCCUGCCCCUCCUUGUAGAGCGAGCCAGAGUACCAAACUCUUUACACCCGGUUGCUCCCACCUACUCUGCCCUCUCUCUCUCUCUCUCUCUCUGUAUGACCUCCUGCCAGAGUCUCAAGGAAGAGUUGUCUGUCCCCACCCUCGGAGGCAUGUCCCAGGAGGAGGGGCGCAGGGCUCAGGUGUCCCAGUCCUACUUCCACUCCCCCGCCUCAGAUCUGGACCUGACUAGCAAGCUGUACAAACACGAGGCAGGCGGCAAGCCGUACUCCGUCCUCGUAGACAACAAGAUGGCAACGGUGAAGACGACCACCGGGGAACAAGCCCUCGGACAGCUGCCCGUCCACCACAUCGCGUCCCCCCAGCACCACCACCUGCAACAGCAGCAGCUUUAUAGAGAGGGAGGAGAGCAGCAGGGGGCAGCCGGCCACAGCCCUGAGGCUGGAGGUGGGGGCACGCCAGAGGACUCGGAGGAGGGGGAGGAGGGCGAGGAGGAGAACGGCGAGGCGGGGAGCUUCAAGCGUGAGCAGAUCAUCGUGGAGGUCAACCUGAACAAUCAGACGCUGCACGUCUCCAAGAAGGACAGUUCGGAGAGAGGAGGGAGUGAUGAAGAUGAGGAAGAGGAGGAGGAGGAAGAAGAAGAAGAGGAGGAGGAGGAAGAAGAAGAAGAAGAAGAAGAGGAGGAGGAGGCAGAAGAAGAACAGAGUCCAAGUGAAGAGGAUUAUGAUGAUGAUAAUGAUGACGUAGAAGAAGAGCUUGAGAUCCCAACGAGAGGGAAGAGGGUCCGAUUAGGGGCCGGGGGCCUCGACGCCUCCAGCCAGCCCCGGAGGAAGAGCCUCCGCACUGCCUUGACAGCCACCGGCAUGACGACCAGGGGGAGGCAGAAGCUUUUGGACUCCCCGAAGAAGAAGAAGAAGCACAGGCCGGGCCGCUCCGCCCACGCGGGCGCCGACUCGACCUCGGCUGUGAUGGUGAAGGGGGACGGCGAGGAGAAAGAGAUGCUGGCGUGCGAGAAGUGCCCCCGCGUGUUCAAUACCCGCUGGUACCUGGAGAAGCAUAUGAACGUCACUCAUAGGCGCAUGCAGAUCUGCGACAAGUGUGGCAAGAAGUUCAUCCUGGAGAGUGAGCUGGCCUUGCACCAGCAGACGGACUGUGAGAAGAACAUCCAGUGUGUAUCCUGCAAUAAGUCAUUCAAGAAGCUGUGGUCUCUGCAUGAGCACAUCAAAAUCGUGCACGGCUACGCAGAGAAAAAGUUCUCCUGUGAGAUCUGCGAGAAGAAGUUCUACACCAUGGCACAUGUACGAAAGCACAUGGUUGCACAUACUAAGGACAUGCCUUUCACAUGUGAAACAUGUGGGAAGUCGUUCAAGCGUAGCAUGUCAUUAAAGGUCCACUCCCUCCAGCACUCCGGAGAAAAGCCGUUUCGUUGUGAGAACUGUGACGAGCGGUUCCAGUACAAGUACCAGCUGCGGUCCCACAUGAGCAUCCACAUCGGACACAAGCAGUUCAUGUGCCAGUGGUGCGGCAAGGACUUCAACAUGAAGCAGUACUUUGAUGAGCACAUGAAGACUCACACAGGAGAGAAGCCUUUCAUCUGCGAGAUCUGCGGCAAGAGCUUCACCAGCCGGCCCAACAUGAAGCGCCACCGCCGCACCCACACGGGCGAGAAGCCCUACCCCUGCGACGUGUGCGGCCAGCGCUUCCGCUUCUCCAACAUGCUCAAGGCCCACAAGGAGAAGUGUUUCCGGGUCACCAGCUCCGUGGUCCUGCAGAGCGGCAGCCAGUCCCUGCCUCUCCGGAUCUUCUCCAACCCCCACCCCGCCUCCGGCCCUAACCCGGGCCCCCUGGGGCCCCAGCCCUCGACCCCCGCCGCCGCCAACCCCUCCCCCUCGGCCCCAAUGGUCUCCCUGAGCCCCUCGGAUGGAGCUCUGGCCCCCCGGGCCCCCGGGAGUCACACCUUUUCCAACCUGCAGCUCCACGUCACGCCCGCCAACCAUCAUCCGCACCAAGUCGCCGGCCAUCAGCAGCACCCAGGCACGCCUCAGCACACACUGCCACCGCCCCCGCCCGCCUCUGUACAGCAGCAGCACCACCAGCACCACCACCAUGUGGCAGUGCCCCCCGCCUCCCACCUCCCGCCUCCCCCAGCACUCUUUAAGAGUGAGCCCCUCAACCACUGUGGCCUGGAGGACAGCGGGUACCUACACCACAUGCCCCCCUCAGACAAAGGCCCGGGUGCGCCCCACCACUGAGGCACCCAGACCUCCCAGCUGUUGUACUGGGCAAGGGGUCAAAACUGAUAAGGACAGGACGUGUGUGUGUGUGUGUGUGUGUGUUUGUGUGUGUGAGAGCCUUGGACUGAUUAACUCUCAGUACACACGUUAGACAAGCGGUGUUUACUGAGAAACUAGGAUCCACUGACUGAUUUACAAUCUUGUUGUGUUUUCCUUCUACCCCUUCAGAUCAUAUUGGCGGUGCGCAGUAGUUCAUGUUGGUGAAGAAUCUUUUCUAUGUCUGUCGCUCUUUCAUCAUGUUUAACAUGUGUUUCUGUGAAAUUUCAGAAAAAGUAUUAACCUGGUUUAGUGGACCCACCUCUGAUCCACACAAACAACCAUACAUCUCUAGAUGUCAAUUUGGUUGAUGAUUGCACACUGGCCUGGGCUUUUCUAUUAUUAUUUUUAUUUUUUUUUUAAUUUUAUUUUAAGUGCAAGCUAGCGCCCUUGGGCCAGGUUAUGUAUGAUGAAUGUUUGACUUACUUCAGCCCUCUCUGGUGCUUCAUAAAGUCAACCGCAGUUGACCUUGUAGGUCACAGUGGGAUGUUUGGAGAGGUUUUCUAAGAAGCUUGGAUGUAUACAAGAUCUGAUAAUGGCUGAUUGGUUUAUGAUGGUAAAAUGGUGCUUUCCAUUCCAGUACUACAUGUUGUGGUUAGGUUUCCAUUCGGACUGGCGGUUUAGUACCUGAUUGUGAUUGGACACUCGAGUCUGACAUGUAGUGAAACGAACAAAGGUUGGGCUUCGCUUUAACAACUUCACACAUAAUCACGUUUAGAAUCAUAGAAAGAAACACUAUGUAUGGCCGGUGAUCUUUUUUUGUAAUUAGUUUGAUCCAUUUAACCUCUGAUUUUUAGUACUGUUGAUCAACUAAUAAUUUUGGAAAACAGUUGCCUAUCAACAUACUACCACUGUGAAGGGCCUGGCAUUUGACCCCACCAUGAUUUCUCUGUGCUCUCCCUCUUUUUCUCUCCUCCUUUCUUUAUUUUUCCCUUCUCUUCCUUUCCUUCCUAGCCUCUGUCCGAAUAAUACGGGUCCGUUUCAUACAAUUCACGACACAUGGACUUUGCAUCUCUUAAUUGACCGUGCUUGAAAGUCACGGAUACAUUUUUCCCAUUUGGAGUUUUCGGAUCAUCUGAAUUUCCUUUCUGGUGGAUUUUUUUUCUUUCCGUUUCUCCCCGAUCAUUCUUUCUUCUCUUUUGAAAAAAACAGACAUACUUUGACGCACAUAGACAAAGCGGCAGGUCUUACCACAGUGAAUGUUUUCUACUUGGAGUAAUAGCAGUUUUAAAUAGAACGUUUCUGUGUUUAGUUUGAAAGGAUGUUCCUUUGGAAAACCUUGGAGGGUAGCGGUAGCCUUUCUGUAUUCUCAAAAUUCACCUCCAUGUAUAGACAAGCACUGUUGCAUCAAAUGAGAAAUGGUGUUUUAAAUCCUCAUGUUUUCUUUGACUGUGUGAAUGUUCAAAGGGGAGGGGAAGGGCAGAGUAUAUGGACAGAGUAGUUGUGUUGCUUUAUUGAUGAAACUUUUCAACCUCUCGCCCCAUGCCGCACUGUUAUUUGAUAAGUACUUAAAAAAAGGCUGUUGAGCCUUGGCCCUCUUGUUUGUCCGGUCUGUCUGUGUGCAUGUGUCGUGCUAUUGGUUGUGUCUGGACAUAAUCUGUGGCUCCCAUACCAAAAGCUGCUUUUCCAGUACUUUUAUAUUCACCAUGGCCGGCGAUGUAGAGCAGUACAUUUAGGUCUAGCACAGUGAUUCUGUUUCGUCUUAUUUAGAGAUUAAACUGAACCCCGGUAGUCUGCAUUACCUUUCAAGACACCCACAACUAUCCCGCCACAUCUAGGGGGUCAUCCUCCUCCCCCAAGUUGUACUGUUUUUGCUUUAUUGUUCAGUAUGGAUAUUUUUUUAUUUUAAUGCUUCAGUUGUGUGUUUUCUCUGCACUUUACUUAUGUGUGGGCUAUAGGCACCGGGGAAGGAGAGGGCGAGGGAGACCAUGCAUUGCGGAUACGAGAAAGAUUGUGUCUGUAUGGGAGCGGGUGAAUGAGUGUAAGAUUGUGUAUAGGAGUGGUUGGAUGAGAGUAACAUUGUGUCCGUAUAGAAGCGGGUUGAUGAGAGUAGACUGUCUAUAGGAGCGGCUGGUUGAGAGUGAGAUUGUGUCUGUAUAGGAGCAGGUUAUUCGGUGGCUGGAUGAUGUUGAGUAAGGGAAGAGGAGGAGAGUCUGAGUGAUGGUGAUGUGGAAGCGACCAUAGCACACAAUGACUUAUUUACUAAUUAUUUCAAAUUCCUCCUUGUCCUUGUUUUGUUGUAAUUUCAUAAUGACAUUAUCUGAUAUGGACCCCUUCUUCUAAAAGUGUAACACACAUUUACCCAGUUAUUUUCACACAAGCUCUUCUGAACAACAUCUGAAAUGCAUUAUUUUUACUUCAGUUCUUACGGUCUGUUCUUUCUGUGUGCUGUGUGAUUCUCCUCCUCUUCUUUUUCAUAUAGAAUGCACUUUCUACUAAAUUUCUUGACUACGGUAGUUAAAAAAAUAACAUUGUAUAUUCCUCAAAGAUGUUUUUAAAAAAUCAAUAUACAUUUUUCCCUUGUAUUUUUAACCACUUAAUGUAGCAUUGCGUAUUUUAUUAUUGUAUCUGGUACAAAAUGUGCAGCUUUACAAUGUCCCGGUUUGUCUUUUUGUAUGUUUCCGGAGGUUGAGAAUAUGUGGAAAUGUUGGGCCUUUUUUGAUAAUGUUCAUGUAACUGACUGCUAACUUUGAAAAGUAAAACAAGUAGCCACAAUUAGCACUCA